Messenger RNA from Varroa destructor (honeybee mite), 2943 nucleotides. Its product is annotated as puromycin-sensitive aminopeptidase-like. Gene Ontology annotation, molecular function: zinc ion binding; peptide binding; metalloaminopeptidase activity. Gene Ontology annotation, cellular component: cytoplasm; membrane. NCBI's taxonomy places the organism in Eukaryota, Metazoa, Arthropoda, Arachnida, Mesostigmata, Varroidae. Gene Ontology annotation, biological process: proteolysis; peptide catabolic process. The record is from RefSeq and is a predicted model, not a curated record.
GCUAAACUAGUUUUGUCUUUCAUUAAUCGAUAAAACGGGACGAAUAACGCGUUUCUUUUGCAGAAAAUUUCGACAGAAGUUCAAAGGUGGAAUGAGCAAAACCCUGACAUCUGUUACCAGCUGCUCGCCCAAGACUGGCUUGUUGAUUUGUUACCGUUUCGUAAGCGACUUUGCCAUGCCACAAGCUAUCUAUUUGCCAAAAAGCCAUAUGUAACCCCGAAAUCUGUUAUGCCGGAAAGUCUGUCAACAUACCAGUUGUUUCAUUAUGGGCUAGUGUUGACUAGGAAGCAAACGAUUGCGCCGACAGGGAAACUCCCCGGAUUCUGAGGCAACGGUGUUGCACGAUGCGAUAAGACGCGAGAUCUUCACGUACUCGCCUGUGGGCCGUCAAGCGUUUCACAAUGAUUUACGGCUUGGCUAGCCACUACGUCAACGAUGCCUGUACAUGACACGCUUUGCGGUGCUAAGGAGUAUUUCAUCCUUUAUCUCUUAAAAAUGGCCGCGCACAGUUCUCUGCGUCAUUGCUGCGUGUACCAGUGUUAGCGGAAGGCUGAGUUAGUAACGCCUAGCGAAAAAGAUUGAGUUGCCACGAGGGAAAAAUUCGCCCCGGACACCGACCCUGUACGCAGAGCGGACAUUCGUUGUUAGUUCGUUUUUUUCUGUUUUAUUAAUUUCAGUUGCCCCUAGCGUUGCGUACUAAACGCCACGCGGUCGUAAUACAAGAUGAGCGUGCGGGCAGCGUACCUAGUGUUAUCAGUCGGUAUAUUACAGUACGCAGUGCAUGCAGCUGAAGAAGCCAAGUGUAUAAUACGCGUAGCUGAUUAUAGUAAUGUUACGGUGGUGCCAGAAAGUUACGAUGUUCAUGUGCGUAUCGAACUCAAAGCACAGGGCAUUUUCUCCCGACUCAUCGGAAGAAAAAUGAAUCAAAAGUUUAAAGGAAAUAUGACGAUGAAAUUCAGUGCGUCGAAGGCGACGCCCAAUAUGGUACUGCAUGCAUUGGAUAUCGAACUUUCCAAUGCGGAAUAUCGAAAACUGCCCCAGGGACCAUGGAAACCACUUGAUGUCGUGAUGGAUGCUCAGAACCAGAUUGCGGUGUUUACUACAAAUGGGGGCAUCUCGUCAGGGCCAGGCGAGUUCAGAUGCAACUUUAAGGGAAAGAUGCAUUCUGGGCUGACGGAACCCGGGCUGCAGAUUGUCAACCAUACAGGGCCAGAUGGCGCUGACGGUGUCAGCGUCAUAUCAUAUCUUCUACCCGAAGGAGCGCGAAGAGUUUUCCCUUGCGUUGAUUUUCCUAAAUAUAAGGCGAAGUUCACACUGACACUUGCUGUGCCAAAGAACUUGAACACUUACUCUAAUACACAGCAGGUCAAGGACGUGCCUCUUCAAAAUGACUAUAAGCUGGUGACGUUCGCUGAAACCCCUGCGAUGUCGACAUUUGCUUUGGCCUUUGCAGUGGGAAAAUUUUACUCUGAAGAACGCAGCCUUCCGGGAGGACUAAACGUGCGUGUUUUGUCAAGUUACGCAAGAAAGGAUCUCUUUAGAAAUAUUGAAAAAGCCCUCGAUGCUGUACAGACGUUUCUACCAGCCAUUCAAGACUAUACUGGAACACUUUUUCCGGGACCAAACAAGUUGGACAUUAUCGGGGUGACUGAUGGCUCUCGAACGGUAUCUACUUACGGCCUUUUGGUAGUCCCAGAAGACAUACUUCUCUCAGCCGUACCCAAAUAUCAGCAAGAUAACAGCUCGACACCGGAAAUACGCCUAAAAGGUUAUUUGGCAUACGCAUUAUCUAAGGUCUGGUUUGGUGCCGAUAUUACCCCAGAGUAUUGGGAUAAUAUGUGGCUUUCUGAAGGUUUUGCAACCUUCCUUUCCGAAAUGAUAAAUGCAAAGUUACAGCCCCCUCGUGAACAAUGGAUCAAAUACGACAGAUCGUCGACGCGACGAUUAAAUAUAUUGGACCAGGUUAACGAUUUGCCGGUCAAGUUCACUUUUUCGGAGCCGGACAGCAUCGUGCAUUCGUCUCUAGUUCGUCUUGUAACUCAAGGAAAAGCUUCUCUUUAUCUUUGGAUGUUGUACCGAUUUUUGGGUGAUGAACAGUUCAGGAAGGGAAAUAGAUUUUACGUCUCAAAACACAAAGGUAGCCUGGUCAAGACAGAAGAUUUGUGCAAUGAUUUUACGGAAGCUACUGGUUCUCCCACAGACUGGCUAAAGCAAAUUGUUUCAUUUCGUGGCAUGGUGACGCUUCAUGUCGAUUGCGAUCAGCACGGAAGCAACCGACUACUCAAACUUCGCCAGAUCUAUUUCCGCAAAGGGACGUUGCCAUGCCCACAAAACGACUCCGUCUGGGCGUUUCCGGUACUUAUCGACACUGAAGAUGGCAAGACCCAUCGACAAAUCAUUGACCAUCCUCUGACCACUGUCACAAUUACUGGUGUCGCUUGGAAAACUAAAUGGACGAAACUUAAUCAGUUAUCAAGCUACUAUCGUGUCCUUUACUCAGAGAACUGCCUGGAGAACUUCGGACUCUACAAAGGCCUGAACACAGUGAAGCAUGAUUACAAUCUGCGAAGCACUGCCGGUCAGAUUAACCCGUAUGAGAAGCAAAUGAUCCUGGAUGAUCUCGUCUACUUAGAAAAUCUGUACCGACGGGUAGUGGUAAGACCGGACGAUCCUGAAGCAGCAAAGCUGACUGAUCACUACAAUUUUCAGAAGAUCCGCAACGGAGUUUUGCACACAGGAGCAGCGACCCCUCCUGCUGCACCAAAGUCCUAACAACCAAUGGAUUAUCGUGUAUUGCGGCCGAUCUCCAUGGCUCCGAUCCCUAACGGUGAUGAAAGGUCCUUGCAGAGGCUUUACUAGACUAUGAUUAUCGCCUACAGGACACACUGAACCUAUGUAGUCUUGCACUAUACAAUAAAUUCUCUUGGAAGUUGUCCAACAACA